UCCCGACGCAUGCGCAGUAGAGGCAGCAUGGUCACAAAGAGGUUAUUGUUGCAUGUUGUUGUCUGCAUACAUAGGGAAUAGCACGAAAAUAGAGUAUAGAAACAAUAUGCAAAUAAGCAUAUUAGUUCUAUUGACCCUAUGGUCGUCACUGACAGCUGCACAGAUCCCCUCAGGCUGCGAGUGCCCACUGGAUUGCGUCUGUAGUGUGUCCAGUGGAAGCAUCGACUGCUCAGAAGCAGAUCUCAGAUUUGUACCAGUGGAGGUGAACUCUUGUGAAUGGCCUGGAAUCACUACACUGGACUUGAGUGGCAAUUUCAUAGGGACUGUGCACAGCUAUGCCUUUUCUCAGUUGGUCAACAUCACAAGCCUAUACUUGUAUGAUAACCAGAUUUCACAGAUUGAGGAUAAUGCGUUUGUUGGACUGGAGUCACUGGAAUUAUUGUUCCUCGAUGGUAACAGGAUUGAGUCACUCUCACGUCUUGUGUUUAGAUCACUCAGGAAACUGACCAAACUGCUGCUCUAUUCCAACCUUUUGACUAAUCUUCCGUACGGCAUCUUCAGCGAACAGAAAGCCUUGACGCAAUUGGCUCUAUAUGACAACAGACUGAGCAGCCUACGCACUGAAGUAUUCGAUGAUGUCACUACAUUGGAGGAACUCUAUCUCCACGAGAACCUCAUCAGUGAUCUCUCCCAUGCUCCAUUUCGUAGUCUAGUGCGACUGCGACUCCUGUACCUCAAUGACAAUCGGCUAAGCUUUAUAUCCAGAUUCUCUUUCCUUGGGCUGGCCAAGCUCUAUCUCCUGAUCCUUAGCCGGAACACCAUAUCAGUGAUUGAGAACGAUACGUUCAACCCAACAGGGAGCCUACAAUACCUGUAUUUGGAGAGUAACGGACUUACGUAUGUCAAUAGACUUAUGUUUGCUGGCCCAACGCAGCUUAUCUCCCUGCAUUUGUACGCGAAUGAGAUCACUCGAAUAUCAGAUGGAGCGUUCUUUAGACUCAACAAGCUGCAAAAAUUGUCACUGCAUAGCAACCAUAUCAGCAAUAUCCGUAAAGAAACGUUUGUUGGAAUGGACUCGCUACAAGAUCUUGUUCUCUAUAACAACCAACUUCGCAACCUCACUCGUGACUCCUUCGCUCAGCUGACUAACCUGCAAAGAUUGUGGCUGUAUGGGAACCUGAUAACGUGUAUGGAACCAAGCACUUUCAAGGGACUCAAAAAUCUGCAAACAUUGCAGCUGUCGUCCAAUCGGAUAUCGUACAUCCCCGACGAGCUGUUCCAGCACACACCCAACCUUCUCUACUUAUUUCUGUAUGACAACGACAUUGCUAGCGUUGGCAACACGCCCUUCAAACACUUGCCUCGUCUAGUACAAUUGUCAGUGUACUUUAACCCCAUCGAAUAUAUGGCAGCUGGUGCUUUGGACGGAACAAACAGCCUCUACUAUCUACAAUGGAGUGACUUUGGUGAGGACAACCACCUGGUGUGUGACUGUAGUGCCCUCUGGCUGUACGAGUGGAUGAUUGCCCGCCCCCUGCAAAGCAGUGUCGUGUGUGCAGAGCCAGCUCAGUAUAAUGGUGUGGACCUCAGGGCACUGCAGAGGGCAAGCUUCGGGUGCAGUGGUGCUGUAUUGAGUGUAGACGUGGGACCGGACUGUGACUACCACGUUGUUCCUCGUGGUGGGUGUCUGCGGCUCACAUGCUCCUCAUCUCCACGGGGGGUCGUUGUCUGGUCACGCCUGGACGGAGAUGAGAUUCGUAGGAAGCCCAACACAUGCUCGAGUAACCCCGCCCCCUCCACCUGCUCUCAGGGGGGCGGUGGUGAUGGUGUGCUGAUAGUGGAGGGUGUGGAGAGUGAGGACGGUGGAUACUACCUCUGUACGGCACAGUUCCACAACAUCACACGUUCACAGAUCUGCCGAGUGAUUAUCGGAGAGCCCCCUACGGUGGACCGCCCCCCUGCAAGCGUGGUCUUAGUGUCCCCUGGUCCAGCUGUUUCCUUCUCCCUCUCUUUCUCCGGCAGUCCUCGUCCCACUGUGACCUGGUACAGGGUCUCCCCUAUGGGAAGUAGUCGACUGCUCAGUGAGGAGGGGUCCCAGUCAAGAUACUUUGUGAGUGGUGAAGGUUCGCUAGUGAUACGACAGACAGUUGUUGAGGAUCAAGGAACGUACAGGGCGGAGGUCAGGAACGGUGCGGGACUAGUCAGUGUGGUGGCACAACUAUCCUUCUAUUAUCCGAACAGCUGUCGUCGGGACUGUUUGAAUGGAGGGCAGUGUGUGCAGCUGCCUGUAUGCUCAUGCCCCGAGGGCUACUUUGGUCGACAGUGUGAGGAGAAUACAGAGACAGAUUUGCCAACUGAGGCCCCUCCCACAACCACACCCCCUGUCACUACCACUGAGGAUGAUGCUAGCGGCUCUGGAGGUUUUGAGGACUUCAUCGAUUAUGACGAUUAUGAUAACUCAACAAGUGGAGAUGGAGAUGGAGGCAAUAAAGGAAUGGAGAAUGUAAAUGGAUUGAUUGAUGACGAGGACUAUGGUGGAGAGGAAAUGGGUGGGGCAAUGGGUGGGGCCACACAGACAAGACGCAAGAGAGAGGAUGAAACAAAUGAAGAGCUGCUUACUGUGUCCCACAAGCCGAGGUCAAAGUUGUCGGACGCUAGUGCUCAGUACGAGUAUCACGAGACCUUUGACCCUUAUCAGAACAUUCCUAAGAGUAAAUGAAUUAAAUAACUCGUCUUUUGUGCUGCCAUUAUAUAUAUAAUUAUAUAAAUGUAUAAUUAUUAUGGGACAUGUGUUCGAACAAUAAUAUUUUUGUAUAAUUAUACAACACUUGGGUCUCAAUGAACAUUGUUGAUAUUAUUUA
This is a messenger RNA of Halichondria panicea, 2861 nucleotides long. RefSeq names its product leucine-rich repeats and immunoglobulin-like domains protein 1. Gene Ontology annotation, molecular function: protein binding. The coding region runs from base 53 to 2719 and encodes 888 amino acids. The record is from RefSeq and is a predicted model, not a curated record. The transcript has 22 exons. NCBI's taxonomy places the organism in Eukaryota, Metazoa, Porifera, Demospongiae, Suberitida, Halichondriidae. Gene Ontology annotation, cellular component: extracellular matrix.